Molecule: messenger RNA, 511 nt
Organism: Osmerus eperlanus (European smelt)
Lineage: Eukaryota; Metazoa; Chordata; Actinopteri; Osmeriformes; Osmeridae
Product: SLC35A4 upstream open reading frame protein
Exons: 3
Coding region: 203-511 (102 amino acids)
Source: RefSeq, a predicted model, not a curated record
AGUGCCACACAUCAACUCUGUAUGUAGCCUGCUGACACAGCAGAUGCCUAUAAAUCCAAUAAUUCCUAAUAGAAAUGACAUUUUGGAAAGGAAAUCUUGUUCUACACUAGUUUAUCAGACCAGAGUAAUCGCACAGAUGAACUACUUUGAGCACCAACUAUCAAGGCGUUGAAGUUGAGCACAGAGCACUCUACUUAACAACAUGGCGGACAAGGACCCUCUCAAGCAGUUGAAGGACCUUAACCAGCUCAAGAGUCAACUAGAGGAGAUCCAUCGACGAGUGGAGAGCGAGGUGGCUGCAGGAAUCCCACAGGGCAGCAGUGUGCUGGGCUCUCCCUUCCUGAAAGGUUUCCUGGCGGGCUACGUGGUGGCUAAACUCCGCUCCUCCGCCAUCUUGGGAGUGUUACUUGGAACAAUCACCGGCAUUUACGCUGCUCAGAACUAUCAGGUUCCCAAUAUCGAACGCACCAUCAAAGACUACUUUGACAUCAUGAAGAAAGGAUCAAAGUAG